Messenger RNA from Pyricularia grisea, 951 nucleotides. RefSeq lists its product as uncharacterized. Lineage: Eukaryota; Fungi; Ascomycota; Sordariomycetes; Magnaporthales; Pyriculariaceae. The record is from RefSeq and is a predicted model, not a curated record. The transcript has 5 exons. The coding region runs from base 1 to 951 and encodes 316 amino acids.
AUGAUCUCGCCAGAGCUCAAGGGCAUUGAGGUGACGGUCCUUGUCUCUGACCAGCCUGCCACAGAAUACCGUGACGAAGAUGCAGAGAAGGAGCUUACCAAAGAGAAAUUUGACCCUCUCGGUGACAAAGUCCACAUCAUCAGGUACAUCGAGGCCAAGCCAGGCGAGCCAUUUGCCGUACGUGUAGUGCGUACACCUGAAUUUGUCAGGAAGAGCCAUCAUAUCGCUUGCGCCGUACAGGUUGACAAGAAAGUCUGCAAGACAGGACAGGAGGUCCAUUUCGGCAAAGCCCCGAAGGAUAGUUGGGAUAAGGUCUAUCGGGAUCAUCAUAUUCGCACAUCGCCCACACAUCGGGUCAAGCAAACCUGGCACUUUGCUGCUUUGGAACUCGACGCCGAUGAGAGUCAGCUCCUAUCAGCUGAGGAGAUUAAAAAGCACUCGGAGGAUGUGAAGUGCCUCGCAAGCAUCAAAAUAAGGCUGUAUCACAUGAAAGAAACCCUAGAGAAAAAGAUGGAAGAAUUUCAACCUGGUGUUGUCCGUGAGGAGUAUAACAACAUCCCAGAGAAAGCCCUCAAGGGCAAGGCUUUGGGACUCACAGCGAGGUAUGUGGUUAAGCAAAUGGAUUAUCUGAGACCGAGUCAAUACAGCUACAAAAACACAACCAAGGAGGAUUUGGGACCCGUUCCCAGAGCAGUCCUUAGGUAUAACGAUCGCUAUGAGCGACCCUUUGCCGUGUUCGAAUUUCGCUACAGGACCAGAGAGAAUUUAUACCAAGAGGGAAUUCUGGAGCGACCUGUCGAAAAUGAAGACGAAAAGACCAUCGCCAGGGGAACAAAGCGAGAGCUUGAUAAUCAGGACGAUUUAGCAGAGAGGCCAAAGCGGGCGUACAAGGAGCGCCGCCUGCGUAGUGGUCGCUUUGAAGUAGACUUGACACUGUCCGACUUGGACUAG